AUGGACAGGUUAAGCGGGUUAAUCAACGCCGCCCGUGGUAUGGGCGGUGGCAUGGGCGGAGGAUCAUCACAGGAUACCAACAUCAUCGACAACUCCGAAACAGUUUACAUCUCAUCCCUUGCGCUCCUCAAAAUGUUACGGCAUGGACGGGCUGGUGUACCGAUGGAGGUCAUGGGACUGAUGCUCGGAGUGUUUGUGGAUGAUUAUACGGUGCGAGUGGUGGACGUGUUCGCCAUGCCCCAGAGCGGGACGGGUGUGAGUGUCGAGGCGGUGGACCCGGUGUUCCAGACGAAGAUGAUGGAUAUGUUGAAGCAGACGGGAAGACCCGAAACCGUCGUCGGCUGGUACCACUCCCAUCCCGGCUUCGGCUGCUGGCUCUCCAGCGUCGAUAUCAACACACAGCAAUCCUUCGAGCAGCUCACCCCUCGCGCUGUCGCUGUCGUCGUCGACCCCAUCCAAUCCGUCAAAGGCAAAGUCGUCAUCGACGCCUUCCGCCUGAUCAACCCGCAGCUCCUCAUGAUGGGCCACGAACCCCGCCAAACGACCUCCAAUCUCGGCCACCUCAACAAGCCGUCCAUCCAGGCCCUCAUCCACGGCCUGAACCGCCACUACUACAGCAUUGCCAUCAACUACCGGAAAACGGGGCUCGAGGAGAACAUGCUGAUGAAUCUGCACAAGCACGUGUGGACGGAGGCGCUGCAGAUGGCGGACUUCCGGACCGAGGACGUGCGGAAUAAGGAGCGGUUGACGAAGUUGGUAGGGCUUGCGGAGGGAUAUGAGAAGCGGGUCAAGGAGGAAACGGAGUUGACGAAAGAGCAAUUAAAGACGCGAUAUGUUGGGAAGGUUGAUCCGAAGAAGCACCUCGAAGACGUAGGCCAGCUCCUCAUCGAAGACAACAUCGUCUCCGUAUCCCGCCAGAUGAUCGACAAGGAAGCAUCCGUACCGACCGCAAAGUCCGAGGCCAACGGGCAGUCGAAUGGAAUGGAUGUUGACGAGCUAUGA
Molecule: messenger RNA, 1002 nt
Organism: Eremomyces bilateralis CBS 781.70
Lineage: Eukaryota; Fungi; Ascomycota; Dothideomycetes; Eremomycetales; Eremomycetaceae
Product: proteasome regulatory particle subunit
Exons: 4
Coding region: 1-1002 (333 amino acids)
Biological process (GO): proteasome-mediated ubiquitin-dependent protein catabolic process; protein deubiquitination
Cellular component (GO): proteasome regulatory particle, lid subcomplex
Molecular function (GO): protein binding; metallopeptidase activity; proteasome binding
Source: RefSeq, a predicted model, not a curated record